This is a messenger RNA of Acanthamoeba castellanii str. Neff, 1191 nucleotides long. RefSeq names its product growth hormoneinducible transmembrane protein, putative. The transcript has 5 exons. NCBI's taxonomy places the organism in Eukaryota, Discosea, Longamoebia, Acanthamoebidae. Gene Ontology annotation, cellular component: mitochondrial inner membrane. The record is from RefSeq and is a predicted model, not a curated record. The coding region runs from base 1 to 1191 and encodes 396 amino acids.
AUGCGCCGCACCUUCGCGUUCUGCUCUAGCAGCCCCCACUUUGCCAAAGUAGCCAGUAAUGGCCUGGCGCUCAAGAGGGCGGCCCGCCCGCUCAUCACGCUCUCGCCGGCUGCCACCGGCUGCAUGCGCCCUCCCCUCACCUGCACCGCCUCAUCUUCAUCUUCAUCCUCUUCUUCCUUCCUGCUGGCACACCUGAAAUCUUCCGCAAUCCGCCCCAGCAGCAGCAGCGGCAGGCGGCAGCUCUUCACAGCCACCUCCAACCGCACGGCAGCCAAGACCACCUCCACUACACCACUCCUCGCCAGCGGCGGCCAUCGCUUCGGGGCGGCCACCAAGACCGCCAUCCGCUCCAUCCGCAUCGAAGGGCGUCCGCCGCGUUCGUACAACGGCCUGAUGGGCGACGUGGGCGUGGUCGCGCCGAGGGACAAUACGGCGUGGCUCCUCAUCGGCGGCCUGGCCGCGCUGGGCCUGGGCGGCAUCGCCCUGGCCGGCUACGUCAACCAGGAGACCACCACCAUACCGACCCACGGCGACCUCACCACGCACCGGCUGCGCGCCACCUACGGCUACAUGCUGGGCGGGCUGGCCACCACCGCCGCGAGCGCGGCGGUCCUGUUUCGCGCGGGCGCGGCCCACCGCGUGGUGGCCAUGAACCCGUGGCUCUUCAUGGGCGCCAGCCUGCUCGGCACCAUCGGGUCCCUCAUGGUCAUGCAGUCCCUCCCGCCCGAAAACACCGUGGCCAGACAUCUGGCGUGGGGCGUGUUCAACGCGUGCAACGGACUGGCUCUGUCGCCGGUGGCGAUGCUGGGCGGGGCGGUGGUCACCAAGGCCCUCGUGGCGACAGGCGCCGUGGUCGGCUCGCUGUCGCUGGUGGCCGCCGCCGCCCCGAGCGAGUCCUUCCUCUGGAUGGGCGGCUCGCUGGGCGUUGGCCUGGGCGUGGUGAUCGCGGCCAGCAUGGGCCAAAUGUUCUUCCCGGCCUCGGCUUUCCUCACCGGCAUCACCCUCUACGGCGGCCUGGGCCUGUUCGGGAUGAUGAUGCUGUACGACACUCAGCGCGUGAUGCACAAGGCCAAGACGGACGAGGUGUACGACCCCAUGACGCAGAGCAUCGCCAUUUACCUCAACACCAUCAACAUCUUCGUGCGGAUGGCCACCAUCAUGGCCAACAACCAGGGCAACCGCCGCCGCUGA